Messenger RNA from Symbiodinium natans, 747 nucleotides. NCBI's taxonomy places the organism in Eukaryota, Dinophyceae, Suessiales, Symbiodiniaceae. The record is from the annotation of a GenBank genome assembly.
AUGACGAAGUCGACGCCGCUUGUGGCAGGUGCCUUAGGCACCGCGCUCUACUUCGCGGCGCCAUCCUUCGUGCCGCCAGCCGCGCCGCAUGCCGCCACCGUGGCGCCCGAGAACGUCCAGAAGCCUGUGCCUGGCGGGACCAGUGGCCUUGGUGCCACUGCCGUUGUGGCAGCGGCUGCAAUGGGCUCGGUGGCUGCGGCACGCCAACGAGUGGCACGGAAAGCCGAGGCUGUAUUGGAGGAGGCAGAGCCGCCGUUUGACCCCAGAAAGGAGCCAGGCGUGACUCUCCCAAUGAGAUACUUUGAUCCGCUUGGCUUUGCCAAGGAGGGUGAUCGUGAAGGGUUCUACCAGCUGCGCUCUGCUGAGCUCAAGCAUGGUCGAGUGGCGAUGAUCGCCUCUUUGGGCAUGGUCUUCCAGCACUGGUUCCGCCUGCCAGGCUUCGAAGAUGUGCCUUCCGGCAUUCAGGCUGUCAUCACGCCCCCAGGUCCCUAUGGGCUGCUGGGCAUUGUGGCUUUGGCUGGGGCCCUGGAGUUGACGGUCUUCAAGCAGGACCCAGACAUGGACCCAGGUGACUUCGGAGAUCCUGCCGGCUUUGGCCAGACCUACACGGAGUGGAAAGACCGGGAAUUGAACAACUGUCGCAUGGGGAUGGUGUCCUUCCUUGGCAUCGUCAUUGCUGAGUUGGCUACUGGCAAGGAUGGCGUGGAGCAAAUCUGGACUCCUCUCGGAAAUCUCAAGCCCGAGUGA